AUGACUCGCAUCGAAGGAUGGUGUCAGCUUAUUGAAUCAAAGGCCGAGAGGGGCAUCUGGAAGUCCACGAGCUCAAAGACGGAGACAGCUUCAGCGGCCGCUUCGGCUCCCACACUUGUUUCAACUCCUAAGAAGCGGGUCAAUAACAUCAAGCUGUCGCCAAGGAAAGGACCAAAGCCUAGCAACUUCAACGCCGAGAAAACAGUCUUUACCUCUCCAAUCUCCUGGAUCAUCAACCAGGUGAAAGAUCAGCCUUUCUUCUCCUUCUCGAACCAAAAGCUUGGCACCGAGAACGGGAAAAUCAAAAACCCUAUCGUUCGGUGCAGUUACCACAAUGAGCAAGGUCACUUUACCACCGCUUGCAAGCCCUUCAAGGCCUACUUGGAGUUGCUAGUCGCGGAAGGCCAUCUCGAUAACUUCAUUGACCACGAAAAGACAAGGGCCCGAGCACAGUGCACCGAAAACCAUGCCGAAGAAGAGGUUCAAACGAUCCAUGUUAUCCACGAACCUCUCAACUCUGAGGCCGCUUGUAUCAUCUGUGCUGAACUGAACGAUGCCACUUUUUCCAAGCACGUCAUGUUGCUCGGUCCCGAGUCAAAGCGCCCCAGGACCGACGCCGGCUCCAAGUGGACCAUCACCUUUACCGAGAAAGACCUCGACCGCAUCCAGCUCUCGCACUACAACGCCUUCGUAGUCACACUGCUCAUCAGAACCUAUAACGUGCGACGCGUCCUCAUUGACCAGGGCAGCUCGGCCAAGGUCAUGUACUACUCUUUGUUUAAAAACCUGAAGCUCUCGGAUACCGACCUCCAUCUUUCUGAAGUUCCCCUCAUCGGGUUCAGCGGAACCACGGUAUGGCCCCUCAGUAAGAUCACUCUCCCCAUCCACGCCGGUUCAGUGGUCCUUGACAUAGAGUUUGUGGUGGUUGACGUUCCUAGCCCUUACAACGCAAUCGUCGGGCGCACCUGGCUCCAUAAGUUGAAGGCCAUCGCCUCCUAUUAUCACUAG
Rhododendron vialii is the source of this 1008-nucleotide messenger RNA. RefSeq lists its product as uncharacterized. The record is from RefSeq and is a predicted model, not a curated record. Bases 1 to 1008 code for a protein of 335 amino acids. The transcript has a single exon. Lineage: Eukaryota; Viridiplantae; Streptophyta; Magnoliopsida; Ericales; Ericaceae.